This is a messenger RNA of Sardina pilchardus (European sardine), 3526 nucleotides long. Its product is annotated as zinc finger protein 260-like. Gene Ontology annotation, molecular function: RNA polymerase II cis-regulatory region sequence-specific DNA binding; DNA-binding transcription factor activity, RNA polymerase II-specific. The record is from RefSeq and is a predicted model, not a curated record. Gene Ontology annotation, biological process: regulation of transcription by RNA polymerase II. Gene Ontology annotation, cellular component: nucleus. The coding region runs from base 313 to 2469 and encodes 718 amino acids. The transcript is spliced from 3 exons. NCBI's taxonomy places the organism in Eukaryota, Metazoa, Chordata, Actinopteri, Clupeiformes, Clupeidae.
UUGGCCAGCCACGAGGAAUUCAUUUAUUUUCGUCUCAGAGAUGUUUUUACGGCGUCCUCAAAGUUUAGGACUUUAGUUUCAUUGAUGUUGUUGCAGUUUUUGGAGAUGAAAGCUUGAUACACGUCUCGCCCUUUGCUGUCUAUGGUCUUGCCAGAUUAACAAAUCUUAGUAUGCGGAGCAGCGAACUUCCUUGAGGUUGUAGAAAACUUUGGAUGGGAUCAUCUUUGGUGCAUUGGGGACAUGGAUCUCGGACAUCCGGUUAGUUCUGCUGGUACCGUCACUGAAAAGUAGCAGAUUGACUUGUUGAACACGAUGAUGAAAGAAGAAGAUUUAAAAGAGGAGCAAUGUGAUCAUAUGAUUUCAUGUCAAGAAGAAGACGAAAAGCCAUUUGUUGACUUUGACUGUCAAACUGAAACAGACUUUGCUGAGUCCAACGUUAGUUACAAUGAAACACAACAAACAGCAGCGGAGAUUGAAGUGAAGAUUGAAGAAGAAGAAGAAAAAGAAGAAGAGUCCAACGGUACUUACACUGAAACACAACAGACAGCAGCAGAGAUUGAAGUGAAGAUUGAAGAAGAAGAAGAGGAGUCCAAAGUUAGUUACAAUGAAACACAACAGACAACAGCGGAGAUUGAAGUGAAGAUAGAAGAGCAGGAUGAUCCGCUAGGAAGUACACCAGAAGACCAAACUUUAACACAACCGGAGAUCCAUGGACGGAAUGAUGAACUCGACCUGCAACAUAAAGGAAGUCUCUACAACGGCACAGUCUGCAGGAAGAGUUUAGCCACAAUGAGUGAACUGGAGAAACACCAGCAAACACACACUGUUGACUUGAAUCUAAAGAAGAACACCGUCAAAAGGCCUCAUGAAUGUCCAGAAUGUGACAAAACAUUUACGUCUCAAACACGUCUUGAGAAACAUAUGAGAACACACACCGGAGAGAAGCCUCAUAAAUGUGCCCAGUGUGGAAAAGGUUUUUCAUACAGUUCAACUCUUAAAGUCCACAUGUUAGUACACACUGGAGAGAAGCCUCAUAAAUGUGUCCAGUGUGGAAAAGCAUUUGUAAAGGUUUCAGAUCUUAGACGGCACAUGUAUACGCACACUACAGAAAGGCAUAAGGAGGAUACUAACAACGGCACUCAUAACUGUGUCCAGUGCGGAAAAAGUUUUUUUUCAAAUUCGUGUCUUAAAAGACACAUGGCAACGCACACUGGAGACAAGCCUCAUCGGUGUGAUCAGUGCGGAAAAGCUUUUGCCCUAUUAUCGACACUUAAGCACCACAUGCUAAUUCACACUGGAGAGAAGUCCCAUGUCUGUGUCGAGUGUGGAAAAUGUUUUUCAAGAAUGUCAAAUCUUAAAAGCCACAUGCUAACACACAUUGCUAGGAACCUGCAUAAAUGUGCACGCUGUGGAAUUUUUUUUUCACACGUUGAACAUCUCAGAGCUCAUGUGCAAGUGCACACUGCAGAGAAACAUCACCAAUCUGCAUCUGAAGAUGGUAAAAACUAUAAGCUAACUCACACUGGAGAGAAGUCUCAUAAAUGUGCCCAGUGUGGAAAAUCAUUUAAAAGCACCAGAGAUGUUAAACGCCACAUGCCAAUACACACUGCAGGGAGGCCCCAUAAAUGUGCCCAGUGUGGAAAAGCAUUUCAAAGGUCCGUCGAUAUUAAACGCCACAUGCAAAUACACACUGGAGAGAAGCCCCAUAAAUGUGCCCAGUGUGGAAAAGCAUUUCAAAGGUCCGUCGAUGUUAAACGCCACAUGAAAAUACACACUGGAGAGAAGCCCCAUAAAUGUACCCAGUGUGGAAAAGCAUUUCAAAGGUCCGUCGAUGUUAAACGCCACAUGAAAAUACACACUGGAGAGAAGCCCCAUAAAUGUGCCCAGUGUGGAAAUUGUUUUACACUAAUGACACAGUUGAAACGCCACAUGUUCACACACACUGCAGAGAAGCCCCAUGAAUGUGCCCAGUGUGGACAAGGUUUUACACAAAUGAUACAGUUGAAACGCCACAUGCUAACACACACGGGUGAGAAGCCUCAUCAAUGUACUCAGUGUGGAAAAGCUUUUACGCAUUCUUCCACUCUUAAAUGCCACAUUCGUAUACACACUGGAGAGAUGCCUUAUCAAUGCACUCAGUGUGGAAAAUGUUUUCCAUAUUUUUCUCUUCUUAACUGCCAUAUGCACAUACACACUGGAGAAAAGCCUCAUAAAUGUGCCCAGUGUGGAAAAGGAUUUUCACGAAUGUCAACUCUUAAAAUCCAUAUGCGAACUCACACUGGAGAGAAACCUCAUCAAUGUGACCAGUGUGGGAAAGCUUUUAGACAAGUUUCAAAUCUUAAUAUACAUAUGAUGAGGCACACUGGCGAGAAUCCCUUUAAAUGUGCCUACUGCGGAAAAUCUUUUUCUAUCAUUGCAAGACUCAAUGGUCAUAUGCAAACACACUCCGGAGAGAAGCCUCCAGAAUGAUCCAAAUCCAUUGUGACAUCACAUACUGGAGAGAACUCUCGUGAGUGUUCCAAAUCCAUUGUGACAUCACAUACGGGAGAGAACCCUCAUGAGUGUUCCAAAUCCAAUAUGACAUAGGGUGCGUUCGUAAAUUGCACUCCGAGCGCUCCGAGCACACUCUGAAACUUUUUUAACCGUUCGUAAAUUCAGAGUGUGGAUGGAAUUAUCGUUCGUUUAUUCAGAGCGUCACACUCUCGGAGCGCUCAGAGCGUACUCUGGGCACUCCAGCUGAAAGGACAGAGUAGCAGAGUGUGACGUCACAUCAGUCAGCUAGUAACGAAUCUAGUUACCUACGUAACGUUAACAGGUUAGCAUUUUAGUGCUAGUGCUAGAAGAACGUUUCCAAGUUGACAUUACAAGCGUUGCUCAUCAAGAUUAUGUAGACGGUUUAAAUAACUGCUCUCACAUUGUUCUUCAUCAUCACUGUCAAGAAAGCUCUUGCAUCAGUGGAAUUGAGUUUUGAAUAAUACAUAAACCCUGUUUCAAAAGUGCCGUAGUGGCGUCCAUAUUGUAAACAUAAACACAAAUAAUCGUUCGUAAAUUCACUGGGAGUUAGAAUGCUCGUCUUUUUCGAACUUCAGAGCGUUAUUCUAUUUUUCAGAGUGUCAGAUUGAAUUUACGAACGCACCCAUGAUACUGGAGUGAAACCUAAUGAAGAGGACAGGACCGUAGAAAGGCCUUCAUGAGUUUCAAAUCUCUGCUAUAUACGGCCCUGGGCUGGCCCCAGGUCACUGUUCCCUACAAAAUUUGACUGAAUUUUAACAAUUCUCCACGGAAAACUGUUUUAUUAUAUAUUUCCCGAUCUAGGUGUGCAAAGCUAUAAUAGAGACAUCCAAACAGAUUGAUGGCCGAAAUGAAAUCAAAAGGAAGCUUUAGAAAGUAUUAAGUCAGGGGUAUGAUGACUUUUCCAAUCCUGUUAUUCCAGUUUUUAAUUUUCUAUUAAUUUUGUCAGAACUGUUGCCUCUUUUUUCAUUAUUUUGAUGUUGUAGCCUACAGCUAAAUGUGUAAAUAAAACUGG